AUGUCAAAUACCCUAUACUCAGCUACUAGUUCCUCUGCUUCUGACAGUUCGCCACCUUUUCAGGAAAAGGACCUUGCAGAUGUGGACCAUGGUCAUGAUCAAGAGCUUUCUCCUGAUGCAGAGGAUGAGGAGAGAAAACGUUUAAGAACCAAGACAGCUUGUGAUUAUUGCCGUAAGAGAAAGACGAAAUGUAAUGGUGAUAGUCCUUGUGCAAGCUGUAUAUAUUAUAAAAGAGACUGUAUCUAUACUUAUGUGCCCAAGGCUAGGAAAAAGAGAGUUACCAAGCAACAUACUGCUCCACCUUCGAUGAAGAAAUAUAAUCCAAAUUCAUUACAAGGUUUGAAUAAUCGAUUAUCUGCUUUGGAAACAUUAUUAACAAGAUUGGUUACUAAGUUGGAUACUGGUUCAGGUCCGCUUUCCAAAGAUUUAAUGAGUCUCGAUAAGAAAGGUGAUGAGGAGGAAACCUUAUCUCUCGCAUCUUUACCUAGUAGUGAUAGUGAUCUGAGUGAUGAUCAAAUGCCAAACCAAGUUGUUUUAAAUGAGAAAUCGGUGACAAAUGCUAAUAAACUUGGAGAAAUGAUGAAAUCAGAACGUGUCCAUCAACACUGUGUUUUAAAUAUUAAUCCCCGUCAACGAAUCUUACAAUGGGUAGGAUCUCAUUCAGUAUUUCAUGUCUUAUCAGCUAAAUCAAUUAGAUGGUUAAGAACCAAAAUUUCAGAUGAUGGUAAUGAAGAAUUACUUGUACCUAUCAAGAAUUUACCCAUCGCACUUAAUAAUACUGUUGAUGCAACAUUGAAAAUAUGGAAUUCACCAGAAACUGAUAAAAUUUAUACUAAUAAUUUAUAUUUUUCAAGAGAUGAUAAAAACUUAACGUUUGAGCUUUUGGAAUGUUAUUACGAUAGUGUUCAUAUCGCUCCGUUUUUAUGCAAUUUGAAUUCCAUAAGAGAAUUGUUUCAAGUAUAUCAUUAUGCUAUUUCACAAGGAGACUUUGAUGUUAUCAAUGGGUUAUCAUUAAGUGAUUUCUUAAUCAUGAAUGUAUCUUUAUGUUUAUGUUUGAUGAAUGUUUCUGAUAAAGUUUCAUCAGAGAAAUUCCCAGUAUUAAGUCAGAAAUCAGUUCAUGAAUUAAAUGUCUUGAAACAUAAAUUCUUUAAGUAUUCUAUUCAUUGUUAUGAAAAGGUUAGUGUUCUUACUGAAGGUAUUAAAUCUGUGCAAGGUAUCGGUUUAUUGAUGUUAUUCAUCGAAGCUUCAUAUAUCACGGAUGUUCAUAUUAAUUACAUGUUAGCUUCGUCAUUGAUUAGAAUUGCUCGUGAUGUGGGGAUUCAUAGAAUUGAUUUAUACAAAUAUGACAGUAAUGAAUCCGUUAGUGAAAUGAAGAGAAGAUUAUGGUGGUUCUGUGAAUAUAUGGAUAAAGAAAUGUGUUAUAAGAGUGGUAAGUCUGAGAUCAUUAAUCAAAAUGAUGCUAAUGCGUUAAGUGAAUAUGAUGAUUACUUUUAUUCUGUUCCUAUGGAUCCAUUUCAAACUAACUCUUAUUUAAAAAAUUCAACUACUUUAAUUGGAAAUUGUGAAUUCUAUGGUCAUCAGUAUUAUUUUGCUUACUAUUCCCUUAUGCUUAGUCGUAUCAAGAGUAAAAGUUAUGGUAAGUUAUAUGGUCCUAGAGUAGACUUUAUGACACAAGAUCAAUUAUUAGAUGCUUUACAAAGUUCUAAUGAUAGUAUGUUUAAAAUGGCGAAAUUAAUGGAACCGGAUGUGAGACCUACCUUGUAUUAUUUUAAGAAAUCCAAUUCAAGAUCUGAAGGGGUCAGAAAAUUAUUCAAAGGAAAAGAAUCCACAUAUGCUUACUAUAACUUAUUGUUACAAUUAUCAUUCUUUUGUCAUUUGUUAACAAUUAAUAGAGUGCCAUUUAUGCAACCAAAUUUCGUCGCUACUCAAAGAAGUAUUAAAUUCGGUAAUUUAUCCUUGGAAAGUGCAAGAACAAUGUUACAUCUUGUGAAUGAUUUUGAUAAAUCCAUGCUUACUGGUAGUAUGGCAACAUUCGUUAAGUUUUAUCCAUUUAUGGCUUUCAGUAGUUUAAUUGGCCAUGUUAUUGGAUUUCCUAAAGAGAGAAGUACUCAUAUGGAUUGUACAUUGUUAAUUAAAUCAUCAAUGUAUUUCUUUGCUCAUAAGGAUAGUAGGAAUGCAACUGUAGAGAGUUGGGAUGAGGCCAGAUUAUACGAUGGUAAGAACGUCAUGAUGGAUUUAAUGACAAGAUUGUUUUUGAAAAUAGUGGUAAACUUGAUGAUUAAGGAAUCUGAUCAUGAUUAUUAUGCAGAAGUUGAAGGAUUAAAGGAACAUUUAGAUGCUUGUGGGAAUAUGCAUCCUGAAUUAUUUAAGAGAUUUGAUGGUAACUUUCCAUCAUUAAACUUAUCAUUUGAUCCUGCAUUCUUUUCUAGUUACAGAAGUAAUAAUAUACUAGGAAGUGAACGUUCCAGUGGUCAUGGAGCUUCAACAACAGUUUCAGAUUCUAUUGAUACUCCUACUUCAUCAAACAGUCUCCGUAAGAAUCUUUUGAAUCUUGAUGUACAAAUGAAGGGAGAUGGAGAUGGAGAAACCGAGCCACAACCUCAACCUCAACCACAAUCACAAGAACAAGAAAAAGAACAAGAACAAGCACAAAGUGUGGGUAUAAGUGGAACUGAUUCCUCUAUAGCUUCUUUCAAUUUUGAUGAACUUACUGAAGAGACAUUUGGUUCAAUCCUCAAUUCUCAAGCCUUCAACCUCCCAAAUUUCUUCUAUGAAGGUAAUUUAGAGUCCAAUAGUUUUGUAACCAAUGAAGAAAAUGACUUUGACUAUUUCAUUAACUAG
Molecule: messenger RNA, 2841 nt
Organism: Scheffersomyces coipomensis
Lineage: Eukaryota; Fungi; Ascomycota; Pichiomycetes; Serinales; Debaryomycetaceae
Product: Zn(II)2Cys6 transcription factor
Exons: 1
Coding region: 1-2841 (946 amino acids)
Biological process (GO): DNA-templated transcription; regulation of DNA-templated transcription
Molecular function (GO): DNA binding; DNA-binding transcription factor activity, RNA polymerase II-specific; zinc ion binding
Source: RefSeq, a predicted model, not a curated record